This is a messenger RNA of Effrenium voratum, 240 nucleotides long. NCBI's taxonomy places the organism in Eukaryota, Dinophyceae, Suessiales, Symbiodiniaceae. The record is from the annotation of a GenBank genome assembly.
AUGAAACGCGGCUACCACCGCAGAUCCUACAUGAUCCUGGCUGCCUGUUUCGGCAUUUUCGGCUACAUCCUUCUUGGCAUCAUGGCCUUGCCGGGUCUAGCGCUGGUGGGUGCCCUUGUGGCCAUCAACUUCGCCAUCUCCACCUCCGACGUCAUCGUGGACUCCAAGGGUGCCGAGCUCUCCCGGGAUCAGCCGCGCUAUGCCUCGGAGUCUUGGCACGGAGACCAGUUGCACACAUGA